This is a messenger RNA of Fragaria vesca subsp. vesca, 324 nucleotides long. RefSeq lists its product as uncharacterized. The transcript has a single exon. NCBI's taxonomy places the organism in Eukaryota, Viridiplantae, Streptophyta, Magnoliopsida, Rosales, Rosaceae. The coding region runs from base 1 to 324 and encodes 107 amino acids. The record is from RefSeq and is a predicted model, not a curated record.
AUGGAGCUUGAGGAUGAGGGCGUCAAGCUGAAGCUGAUCGAGAAAGACCGAAGGUGGAUUUAUAGGUCGAGAUGCAAGAAGUAUAAGUUGGAAGUCGCAUAUGCAAGGGAAAUAAUCGAGGAGAGCUCGACUGAGCUUUUGGGGUCAGAGAUGACAAGCGUUCCGAAGAUUAGAAAUAUGGUUGAGACCAGUCACAGCAGAGGUAAAGUGAGGAGGUAUAGUGAGAUGAUAGGGUUGGCUCUAAAGAUUGUGAUAUCAGCGUUGCUGGGUGAUCCGACGAGUUUGAUAAUUGCUGUUAUUGCUUCUUUCAUGCGACCAUCUUGA